Dujonia railenensis is the source of this 1713-nucleotide messenger RNA. Lineage: Eukaryota; Fungi; Ascomycota; Pichiomycetes; Serinales; Debaryomycetaceae. The record is from the annotation of a GenBank genome assembly.
AUGAUCCAAGACAACAAGUGGUGGAAAGACGCUACCGUCUACCAAAUUUGGCCAGCUUCAUAUAAAGAUUCCAACGGUGAUGGUGUUGGUGAUAUUCCAGGUAUCAUUUCAACUUUAGACUAUAUCAAGAAUUUGGGAGUUGAUGUCAUUUGGCUUUCUCCAAUGUACGAUUCCCCACAAGAAGACAUGGGGUAUGAUAUUUCAGACUAUACCAAGGUUUAUCCAAAAUACGGUACUAUGGAAGAAAUGGACCAAUUGAUCAAAGAAUGUCACGCUCGUGGACUUAAGUUGGUCUUAGAUUUGGUUAUUAACCACACUUCUGAUCAACACAAAUGGUUCCAAGAGUCCAGAUCCUCCAAGACCAACCCAAAGAGAGACUGGUACAUUUGGAAGAAGCCACGUUACGAUGCUGACGGUAACAGAAAGCCACCAACCAACUGGAUUUCUUACUUCUCUGGUUCCACUUGGGAAUAUGAUGAAAAAACCGAUGAAUACUAUUUACAUAUGUUCGCUGUUGGUCAACCAGACUUAAACUGGGAAAAUGAAGAAACUAGAAAGGCAAUCUACCAAGAUGCUUUAAAAUACUGGUACGAAAAGGGUGUUGAUGGUUUCAGAAUCGAUACUGCUGGUAUGUACUCUAAGAGAUCGUAUGAAGAUGCUCCAAUUGUAUUCCCAGACUCGGAAUGGCAACCAUGUAAGGAGUUCCACCAAAACGGUCCAAGAAUUCACGAAUUCCACAAGGAAAUGGUCGAACAGGUCACUGGCCACUAUGAUGUCAUGACCGUCGGUGAAGUUGGUCACGGUUCCAGAGAAGAAAACUUAAAGUAUGUUAGUGCUAAGGAAAAGGAAAUGAACAUGAUCUUCCUUUUCGACCUUGUCGAAUUAGGAUCAGACCCAAGAGACAGAUUCGCCUACAAUGGUUACAAGCUUUCAGAAUUAAAGAAAGCCAUCGAAAACCAAAGUGUCUUCCUUGAAGGUACAGAUGGAUGGCUGACAACUUUCUCUGAAAAUCACGAUCAACCAAGAUCUGUUACCAGAUUUGGUAACGAUUCUGAUGAAUGGAGAGUUAAGUCUGGUAAGUUGAUCGCCAUGAUGAUUGCCUCAUUAACUGGUACUCUUUACCUUUACCAAGGUCAAGAAAUCGGUAUGACCAAUGUGCCAAAAGACUGGGAUAUCAGCGAAUACAAGGAUAUCAACUCCAUUAACUACUAUGCUGAACUUGUCAAGAAGUAUGGUGAUGACAAGAAGAAGAUUGCUGAGUUUAUGAAAACUUUAAACCUUGUUGCCAGAGACAAUGCCAGAUCUCCAGUUCAAUGGGAUGCCAGUGCUCACGCUGGUUUCACCACUGGAACUCCAUGGACCAGAGUCAAUGACAACUACCCUAAGAUUAAUGCUGCUUCUCAAGUUAAUGAUCCAACUUCUAACUACUCCUUCUGGGUUGAUAUGCUCAAGGUUAGAAAGAGCAACAAGGAAUCUUUGAUUUACGGUAAGUUGGAAGUCGUUGACUUCGAAAAUGAAGAAGUGUUCUCUUACUUCAAGGAAAGUGACGAUGGAAAGUACAAGUCAUACGUUGUCUUAAACUUCACUGAUAAGUCCAUUCCAUUCAAGUCUCUUGCCAGUGGUAAGACCGAGUUACUUAUCAGUAACCAACCAGACUUGGUCGAAGACACUUUAUCUCCAUACGAAGGUAGAGUUUACAAGGUCCAAGUUUAG